This is a messenger RNA of Dujonia railenensis, 3063 nucleotides long. Lineage: Eukaryota; Fungi; Ascomycota; Pichiomycetes; Serinales; Debaryomycetaceae. The record is from the annotation of a GenBank genome assembly.
AUGUCCACAUCUAACACUCUUCCAAUAGGAGAAACGGUUCAUAAUUAUGAAACCCAAUUGAAGGAACUACUUAGUGCUCAGUAUGUUGACCAGUCCAUACUCUUGGGAUUGAUAAAUCUCAUGCAAUCCAAAUUAAUAUUAGAGAUACUCAAUCUUGUUAAAGUUGAAGAAUUGACAGAAGCACACAUUGACGAAACUAUAACGCAAGUCACUUCUAUGUGGAACAAACUUCAAUAUAAAGUAGUGAAUUUUUUCAAGCUUCAGCACAAAAUCUUGUUCGUUGAAGUUUCGGAGCAAAUGUUGAAGAGCAAAAAAUCCAAUCAGGACGAAAAUAGUAAAGUCAAAUUGAACUCAGUAGAGAUGAGGAAACUCAACGACAACUAUUUAAAGUUCAAUUCCCAAGUUAAUCAUUUCUACUACAAGGUGAUGAAUUUCUUCGUUGCAAAUUUUAAAUUGAGUAAGCUCCCUCCCAAAUUGAUCGCACAGUUUGCAAGGAAACUGGAAGUGGAAUUGGAGGAACCUGAACCGAAAUUAGUAUCCCUGCCAGUCCAAUGGAAAAUAGUCAUAAUAUUGCAUCAAUGUCUCUUGAGUUUGGGAAAUUUAUCUCGAACAAGAACAUUUAUCGAGUUAAACUACCUCAAACCAAGUCUAUCAGUGAGGAGCUAUUAUGCUCAUCAGAAAGAUACUGCUAAAAAGGCAAAACGUUUAGAAGCAUAUUCCAAGGCGUUUGAAUACUAUAAGAUUUGUAUAUUACUUGAUCCCAAUUUGAAUGAGCCUUAUAAUCACAUUGGUAUGAUUUACAAUUCAAACGAUGACUACUAUAAUGCCUGCUAUUGGUUCGUUAGGUCACAAUCUACGUUUAAAACUACAUUCCAAGUUGGAUUGAACAAUUUGCAACUGGUUAUGAAGAAAGAUGAAUUUAAAUCAGCCGUGAUUAGUCGUAGAGAUGAUAUUGAUGUUGCUUUCAUGUGCCUCAUUGGUUACUACUACCUUCCCGAAAUAUACAGUGAAAAAUCGAAUCCUAGAAACGUUACAAAAUCCUUGAGAUAUGCUGACCUUGAGUUGAGAUUCUGGUUGUUGAUCGAGAAAUUGGAUUUAAGUAAAAUCUUCAAUACGACUAAUGCUACUGAUAAUAUUAUCAUCAAGCAGUUGGUUUUAUUAAUCAGUUUCAAGAAGUUAAUUAAUAAAGAUGCAUACGAUAAUUUUAUUAUCAGAUACCUUAGUAAAGUAAUGACCAUGUUAGAAAGAGAAACGAACUCCGAUGAAUCAGUGAAGCAAUGCACUCUUGUAUGCUUGCGAUUCAUAUUCUCAAUAUUCAGAGAGAUUAAAGAAUUAAGAAAUAAAACAGAUAUGAGAUCAAUCCAAUCCCUUGUUAAUAAACUAUUACAAGAACAACCAAAAUUUGAUUUGAGCAAUAAACCAACCAGGGCAAUUUUAUUUGAAGAAGACAUUAACUUUAAAGGUUUGUCAAUCAAAGAAUAUAGUAAGAAGAGAGACUUGAAAGAUAUAGAUUCAUAUGCCUUCAACGAUUUCCAAGAUACUGAAUUAUUGAAGACUGAAAAUAAAGGUGUAUUAUAUGGAUAUUUUUCGGAUUCCAUUAAUGGAGCUGGAAUUCCUGACUUCAUUGAAGAUACACCCGACCUGCUGGAUAAUGACGAUACAAUUGAUAAAAAGGUGAUUCAGUACGAAAAUAACUUAAGAGAGAGAUCCUUAAUCAUUCUAGGAAAGAAGUUAUUGGACAUAUCUAAACACUUCAAAUUUGAUGCUGAUGAAAACAAAUUCACUAUAGUUACGACCACUAAAAUCAAAGACGAGCAGAUUCCUCAAAAGAGAUCUGACAACAGAAAAGUUGAAAGCAAAACCAAGCUAUUAAAUUCAGAAAAGAAGGGACUGAAAUCACUGCAGCAUCUUAAGGCUAAGGAAAACAGUUCUUUGGAGAAUAAUCAAAACAAAAUGAACAGCAGAAGUAAGGGUGAAAAUAAGAACAUCAGAGAUAAUAGUGCACAUGAUGAUACUAACACCCAAGCUACCAAACAAAUUAAUGAUCUUCUUGGUAGUGUGGAUAGAAAAUCAGGCAGCCCUGACUUCAAGUCCAAAAUUAUGACAAUGUCAGAGCUUGAAGAGUUGGUAAGCAAAAGUGGGAAAACGAACUCAGUUUCUAGAAGCAAAUCCAGUUCGGGAUCGAAUGACAAAAAGGACGUUUCUCCGACCGGUAUUCCAGAUUCUCUUGAAGAAAUAGAGUCAUUCAUUUUAAAGCAUACAAGUGUAUUACACAGGGUGACCAAUUCGGAUGAAAGUGCAAAUAAGCAAGAACAUUAUCAGGACAGUAAACAAGAAAGUCAUAAUGAAAAGACUUUCGAAAAGGUCCACAAUGUAAAGCUUGGAGAUCCAUCACAAAAAGCUUCAGAGCCAAUAAAUAAUGUUGAGAGGGACGAAGGUUUACAAACAAUGGUAAACUCAUUGGUUUUAGAAAAUACUUCACCACAGAAGCGAGACCAAGUUACAGGUAAUGCUCCCCAGUUUCAUCAAGGCUCAAUGCCUGUAUCAAGUGUUCCAUUUCAGCAACAGCAGCAACAGCAUCAACAGCCGCAGCAACAAUUACCAAUGCAAUAUCCGCAAUACACUCAAGGGUUUGGUCAGCAACUUCCAUUUAACUAUGGACCAGUUCCAAAUGGUAUGAAUUCAUAUGCGCCUCAACCUCUCAUUCAACCAUUUCAAGGGUAUCCUAUGUAUGGAAGUAACAACCAAUUCGCUGCACCUCCAAUGUUUGGUAAUGGUAGUGCUCAUCACAUGCCCCAACCACCAGUUCAACAACCAAUGCAUCCUCUAGUUCAGCAGCCAGUGCCUCACACGCAGCAUUUGGUGCAACAGCCAUUUCAACAACCGAUACAGCAGCAUCAGUUCCAGCAGCAAAUUCAGCAACAACAACCGCUACCCCAGCCAUUGCAUCAACAGCAGCCAAUGCAUCAACCAGUCCCACCAAUCGCACCAACUACUGCGAAACCUUCCACCGGAUUCUCCAAACAAUAUUACUAUAAUGUUCAGAAAACUGGAUAUCAAUAA